Moneuplotes crassus is the source of this 1436-nucleotide messenger RNA. Lineage: Eukaryota; Ciliophora; Spirotrichea; Euplotida; Euplotidae. The record is from the annotation of a GenBank genome assembly.
UUUCGUUCAUGAAGGUAGCCAUUGAUUUGUUUGUAAUACAAUCUGUGAUGUAAUUGCAUGUCUGUAUCAGCUUUUCCAUGGUCUUCCCUGGGAAAUGGUAUAGUAUUUUAUCAUAAUCUAUGGGCUUGUUUCGAUAUUCGUUCUUGAGUAUUUUCUUAAGAGCCUUGACCUCUCGAAAUGAAAACUUCUUGCAACUAAGUUUCUGGAUUCUUUCAAUCAACUUUUUGUACCCAGUUUUCCACUCAACUUUGACUUCUAAAGCAGUCACUCUUUUAUCACGAUUAGAUAGAAUUUUCGGGUCCAUUAUAAGAAGGUCUUCCAAUUGGAUAACACCUUGUUUCUCAAGAGCUCUAAUAGCUGCGAAGAGUUUCUUAUCCUGAUUCUUGUCCCAUCUUAUCAUUUUUCUCUUGUUUUUAGGAGAAAGAGGAAAAUCGAAUUGAGCUUCCUCUUCUAUCUCGUCUACUCUGAAGUCAUCACCAAUAGAUUGAGCAUACUUAUUCUCUUCUAGCUGUACGUCCAUCUUUGGUUCCUUUUCUAUUAAAGUUCUGUUAGUUGCUCGGAGUUCUUUCAUAAAUUCAGAAUUAGCACAAUUAUUAUCUGUUGUCUUUAUUAAGCCAGUUUUUGAAUCCAAAGCCUUCUUUGAGUUUCUUUGGGUCUUAUCCGGAAGAUCAAUAGGAUUUUCGUGAUCUUUAAAAUUCAUAUUUGAUGGGAUAUUUUGAUCAAUAUCCUGUUCCAGGCGUUCUCAAACGAGUUCAGUAGAUAUCUGAGUUAGUAUUCUUUGCUUUUCCUUAAACGGUUUCAAAUCCCUAUUUUGCUUUAUUGCUUUUGAGAAGUCCUGAAUGCUUCAAAUAAAUAAGUUCUUGUGAAAAUUUGAAGCACUAAAUCUCUGAAAAGCCCAGUUGAUUGGCUGCUGGUAUUCACCAUAACAAUUAUGUGUCGACUUAAAGUUGAUGUGAGCGGUCUAAAAUAUUCACAAAUUUGGGAUGAACUUGAAGUUAAAUUAAAAAUUUUCUUUGAAUAAUUCUUAAAAAUGCAGGAAUUAUAAAAACUUUACCUUUAAAUCAGAAGCUAAAAUUUAACCAAAUAGAUUAGAUACUGUUGAGAGUUAGUAUUCAAAGCGUUUACACAAGAAAAAUUGUGAUUGCGACCAUAACUAUCACUUUAAUAUAAAUUGUUAAGCAGUGGAAUACUAUCAUUAAGCUAACUGGGGUUCUUAAUUUUUAAUAAUAGUUUUAUAAAUUUUAAACGACCAUACUUGCUCUAAAUUGAUGUGUAUUCCUCUAAUUUCAUUGCUUUCUUUGAUAUUUGUGCCUAAAUUAUCAGUUUUGCAAAAGUUAUAUUUUUUUCUCAUAGAAAUCGUAAAAUAAGAUAGCUCAAUUUUUUAUUUCUAAAGGGAUAAAUAAAAAUUUGAUAUCUUCAAGUUUGUGACCAAGGAG